UGAAGAACGAAGUUACAUUCAGUUUCCAAUAAAACUUGUUUUGUCGGUGACCAAAACAUGAACUUAAUAGAAGGAAGAGUGGGUGCUAAUUUGACAGUACGAUUGAUACUAUUUAAAACGGCUCAAAUUGUACGAUUUAUUGGUGCAAAUUAUGAACAAUACAUUAACUCCAAUUUUCCGAUUUCGUGAACUACCAAAUUGAAGCUGACGGCAAGUUCUGAAACCAUGCUGUCCUCCCUGUAACUAAAAAAGUUAGCCAACAUCUUUUUGUUCAUUAAUGCAAAUGCCCCAUGUUAAUUUCAUUGCAAAGAUCUCGGGAAUGAGACCCACCACACUUACUCAACUCUGUCAGUCAAAUUGCAUGAGCAAUGAGCCAAUGACCAAUGCUCUUUCAAUUGCAUUCAUGUUUGCUUCACCCUUUUUUACUACUCACACCCCUUCAAUUUUAUGACCCAUCUCCCAUCUCUCUCUCUCACUGCUUCAGCUUUUUCCAAUUCCCACUUCUCUACCACAUCAACCGUACCAAAAUCCAAACUCCCAACCAACCAAAACUAAUCCCAAAGCUCCCCAAAAGUUCUGCUCUGUCAUUUUCCCCUACAAUUACACACUCCUCAACUUCUUCACCAAAACUAUUCUGCUUCCACAAACACGCACGCACUGUAGGAAUGGCCACCUUUGUGGUUCUUAUUCUUCUUUUACUUUUCUCACCCCCUUCUGUUCAAUCUCAACUACUACAAAAUCCAAAAAUAAACCCAUUGGAUCUCAAAGCUCUUCUUUCCAUAAAAAACACUCUCACUGAACUCUCAUCCUCCAACUCCUUCUUCUCCACCUGGAACUUCACCGCACCAAAUCCCUGCUCUUCAUUCUCCGGCGUUACCUGCUCCAAUAUCAACCGAGUCACCAUUCUCUCACUCGGCACCGACACACUCCCACUCGCCGGCUCACUCCCCCGAUCCAUCUCCCAACUCACUGAGUUAACCCAACUCAUUCUCUCCCCUGGAAUCGUCACAGGAUCCAUCCCUCCCCAACUCGCCCAACUCACCAAACUCCGAGUCAUCUCAUUGCCUAAUAACCGCUUCACCGGCUCCAUACCCUCUACGUUCUCCUCUCUUACGAAUCUCCACACUCUCGACCUCAGUCACAACCAACUCACCGGGUCAAUCCCGCCGAGUCUUACCGAGUUACCGCAACUCAGAAUCCUUAUCCUUGCUUCCAAUUCCGUCACUGGCUCGUUACCGGAAAACGUUUCCUCUCCUUUAAUUCAUUUGGAUUUGAAGAACAAUCAACUCACGGGACCGUUACCAACGUCAAUCCCGUCAUCUCUCCGUUAUCUCUCGUUGUCGCAGAAUCGAAUGUGGGGUCCACUUACCAACGGGUUAGAGUCGCUUUCAGAAUUGGUGUUUCUCGACCUCAGCAUGAACCAAUUUUUUGGGCCUAUACCAGCCCAACUUUUCUUUAGGCCCACGCUCUCUUCACUCUUGUUACAACGGAACAAUCUUUCUGGUGGGCUUCCGCAAAGGCCUAAUGAUAAAGAACCGUCGAUUGGAUCCUCAUCGUACGGUCAAGGAUCAAUAGUCGAUUUAAGCCAUAACUCACUUAGCGGGGAACUGUCCACGGUGUUUGAUGGAGUUGAGAGCUUAUUUUUGAAUAAUAACCGUUUGAUGGGGAGGGUUCCUGAGGAGUAUGUUAAGGGCGUGUGUCGCGGUAGCACCAGAACAUUGUACCUUCAGCACAACUACUUCACGGGGAUACCGCUGGAAGAAGGAACGGUGAUGCCUGAUACGGUGUCGUUGUGUUUAUCAUAUAACUGCAUGGAGCCGCCGGCGACGCUGAUGACUUGUCCAGCGAGUGCCGGUGAUCAGUUGUCCAGGCCAGCGGCGCAGUGUUCCGUUUUUAACAUUGGCACUUAUAGAGGUUAAUUGGAUUGGGGAUAUUAUUGUAUUAACAAUAACAUUGGAGGAUUUAUUUGAUAAUGUAAGGUGUAAUUUGAUGUAGAGAAAAGUGAUUCCGCUAUGAAACGAGUAAUGUUUUUUUACUGC
Molecule: messenger RNA, 2039 nt
Organism: Cicer arietinum (chickpea)
Lineage: Eukaryota; Viridiplantae; Streptophyta; Magnoliopsida; Fabales; Fabaceae
Molecular function (GO): protein binding
Source: RefSeq, a predicted model, not a curated record